Messenger RNA from Ilex paraguariensis (yerba mate), 1827 nucleotides. Lineage: Eukaryota; Viridiplantae; Streptophyta; Magnoliopsida; Aquifoliales; Aquifoliaceae. The record is from the annotation of a GenBank genome assembly.
CUUGAUAUUCUUUUGACCCAAUUUUUAUGGCUUGGUUUUGUACUUUUUGUUUCUGAGUGAUUGAUCCGUGAAUUUUUAAUGCACUGGUUGGAGUUGACACAACUUUCUUAUGCAUUUUUCCUACUCAUAUAAUUACUGAUGUAUAAUUUAUUAUUCCAGUGUUUAUACACUGAAAGUUUUCAUGUUGUAGUUCACGAUGUCUAAUAGUUGGAGAUGUACAGAUACAAUCAGUGGGAGAAAGCAUCUCCAUGGUUAGUUGGGACUAAUCCUAGGGAUGCAAUGAUGCCUAUAGAUGGUGAUGAUGGCUUUUUUCCAACCACUGGCAAUGAAUUGAAGCCAGAAGUGGUUAAUUCCAGUCGCAAAUAUCGUGUUCGCGUGCUGGUAUGUGCUCCAUCCAACUCCGCACUUGAUGAGAUUGUGUUGCGCCUUCUAAACACUGGUGUGUCUAAUCAUCUUGGUCAUGCUCAUGUGAGGAUGGAUUCAUCUGCAGACUUAAAGUAUGCACCACUUGUUAGAAUUGCAAAAGGUAUUCGUGAUGAAAAUGACCGUGCAUACAAUCCUAAAAUUGUGCGAAUCGGUCUUAAACCUCAUCAUUCUGUCCAGGCAGUUUCCAUGGAUUACCUUGUUGAACAAAAACUUGCAGGUAUGGACUUCCAAACUGGUGAUAAACAAAAACAAGGAGGUGCAGGAAGAGAUAAAGACAGUAUUCGUGCCUCAAUUUUGGAUGAAGCAGCAAUUGUCUUCUCCACCCUCAGCUUCAGCGGUUCAGUUCUUUUUAGUAAAUUAAAUCGCGGAUUUGACAUUGUUGUCAUAGAUGAAGCUGCUCAAGCUGUGGAACCAUCAACACUUGUUCCCUUGGCCAAUGGAUGUAAACAAGUAUUUCUGGUUGGUGAUCCAGUACAAUUGCCAGCCACCGUAAUUUCUCCUAUUGCUGAGAAAUUUGGAUAUGGAAUGAGCUUGUUUAAAAGAUUCCAGAGGUCUGGCUAUCCAGUACAGAUACUGAAGACUCAAUAUCGCAUGCAUCCCGAGAUAAGAAGCUUUCCUUCAAGGGAAUUUUAUGACGAGGCGCUGGAGGAUGGGCCUGAUAUCCUAGACCAGACCAAGCGUUUGUGGCAUGAAUACCGCUGCUUUGGACCUUUUUGCUUUUUUGAUAUACAUGAGGGAAGAGAGUCCCAGCCCUCUGGAAGUGGAUCUUGGGAAAAUGUUGAUGAGGUUGAGUUUGUCCUCCUCAUGUAUCAGAAAUUGGUGACUAGAUAUCCAGAUCUCAAGUCAAGUUCCCGACUUGCAAUUAUAUCCCCAUAUAGACAUCAAGUCAAGCUCUUCCGUGAUAGGUUUCGGAAUACUUUUGGCGUGGAGUCAGACAAAGUAGUGGAUAUCAACACUGUUGAUGGGUUCCAGGGACGAGAAAAAGAUGUUGCAAUCUUUUCAUGUGUUAGGGCGAACAAGGAUAGGAGCAUUGGGUUUGUGGCUGAUUUUCGACGAAUGAAUGUCGGUAUUACCAGAGCAAGGUCUUCUGUUCUGGUGGUGGGUUCUGCAUCAACAUUGAGAAAAGAUAAGCACUGGCGAAAUCUUGUUGAUAGUGCUGAGCAGAGAAAUGCCCUCUUCAAGGUGUCAAAACCCUACACUGAGUUUUUCAGUGAUGCGAAGCUUAAAUCCAUGGCAGUGGAUUCAAUGCCAGACCGUCGUCCUGAGGAAGCUUCCGAUGAUAUAGAAAUUACUGUGCCCACUGAUGGUAAUGUUGCAUUCCCAGAAGAAGCACCAGCGGAAGAUAAUGACUGGGGAGAUGGAGACGGUGAAGGGUUUGAUGGGGGCUUUGACGAGGACUGA